GAAAAAAUACUUUAGACGUGCAGUUUAGUAUGAUAAAGUUCAAGUUUAUUUAAUCAUGAUACACAAAUUUAAUCAUAAUUAUUUAAUCAUGAUCCUCAUCAUUUAAUCAUAAUCCUCAAAUAGCGAGUCAUCGCUAUUUGAGGCAGGAGCAGCCCGAGAAAUCUAUAUCACUAUCACUAUUGCUAUCGAAACUAAAAUCGCUUUCAGAAUGUGAUAAGUUAUCAGGAAUAUACUCUGUGUCAAUCGCUGAACGUUUUCUAGCAGCCAUUUCUGUAAGAAAAAAGUGAAGUUUGAGCGAUAAUACCACGUGCCUUCAAAUGCCGCAAUUUAGUGGACAACUAACGACAUCUGUUGGUCGAAACUCUAAUACUGUGUAUAAUUUAUUUCAAUGGUUAAACCCCAUCAGGGGCUCACUUUUGUGAGUACGGUUGUGGCAAUCCUGAGGUACCCUAGCCCUUCAGGCGAUCAACUUGAUGAACCGGGUGUCACGAUCCUGGAGCCCCAACGAUCUGUCCUCUUUUCCGUCUCCUCUCCUCUCACCUAGUACUUUUUUUCUUUCCAUUCUCCCUUGUGGUUUUCCUCUUCGGAGGUUGGGGCUCAUCAUGAGAAACUGGAACAGCCCUUGUCUCUGGUUUUCGAAUGGCGAGAAAACUGCCCACGCGUUUGCCGUACGUGGAGACCCUUGUCCCUGGAAAUGAGGGUCCUGGUAGUUGAGGGGCGAGGUACUGUCCCUAACACACUGCUUUGGCUUCUGCUUCUGCUUCAGCUAAACGGAAGGCAUAUUUCACAAGUGCACAUCUGUGUAGCCACCAGAGGCGUGGCUUCUAGGAUGGACCAAUGGUCUUCCAGCAAUACUUCUCUCAUGUCACAUGACCUUUCGCGCGCUUUAAGCAAGAUGGUUGAAAAUAUUUUGCCGCGCAAUUUCCAAUAUAAAAUAAUUAAAUCACAAUCGAUUUCUACUGAAACUUUUUACUGCGAAGUCAGAUCAAAUAUAAACAGCUGUGAAGAUUUCACUACCUGGUUGAGAGAAUUUGAAAGAAAUACUAACACAUGUUGGAUACUUCGAAAAAGUUCAACUGAUCAAUCUCGAUUUCUGUUUUCAAGGAACUAUAUUUGUCAGCAUUCUUCAUAUCAUAAAGUAAAGACUGAAGGUAAAGAUAAGAAAUGCACUGCUUCUUUAAACAUUCGAAUAAAACGAAACAGCAAAUACACUCGUUACAGAGAUUCUUUGAUCGGUGAAGGUUACUGUGCUGUUAUUCAUAUAAAUAAUAAUCACAGUCACAGAACUGGAGUUGCAGAAGCAUGGAACUGGCUUCGCAGAUCUGAAGAAACACAAGAUAUUUUUAUAAAUUUAUUUAAUAAUGGUAUGACGCCAGCAGCUGCAAAAAAUUUCCACGAAUCGUCAUUAAUGAUCGAAUCUCCAGAACAACUGGCCAACAGCAGAAUUAAUCCACCUGCAAAAUGGAUUUACCAAAUUCAUGAAAAAUGGUUAAAAGAAAAUUUUGGAGGAUUGAACUAUGGACCAGAUUUUGAAAAAAUUGCACUAAACAGAAUUAAAGAGUAUCAAGAAAAAGGAUCACUUAUCGAAUUUGCAACUAAUCCUCUCUGCAUAGCAGUCAUAACACCCCUAAUGCAAAGAAUGGUGAAAAGUUUGGAAAAAUCACAUUCCAUUUUUGUAGACUCUAGUGCAUCAUGUGAUCAGGCAAAGAGCUCUAUAACUGUGGUUUUAGUUUCCACAAAAGCUGGGGCAAUACCAAUCGGGAUAGGUAUACAUAGCUUUCAAAAUGAAGCAAAUUACUCGAAACUGUUCUCCCAGUUGAGAGAGAUGUGGGAAAAAAUUAACUUAUUCACAAUCGAAAAUUUAUGA
Stegodyphus dumicola is the source of this 1867-nucleotide messenger RNA. RefSeq lists its product as uncharacterized. The record is from RefSeq and is a predicted model, not a curated record. Lineage: Eukaryota; Metazoa; Arthropoda; Arachnida; Araneae; Eresidae.